GCUCAUUACAACUUUAGUAGGCUACCGAUUUGUCUUCCAUUCUAGGUCUAUUUAUUUAGGUUUUAUAUUGGAAACAAUACAUUGGAACUCAACUCCGGUGGCUGCCCCAAGCAGUAGAAACCAAUACAUCUUGUAUCAAAUACGCAGCGAAACCUACAAAAUGUGUGGCAUCUUUGCUUACUUGAACUGGCUGGUGCCGAAGACUAGGAAGGAGAUAAUUGAAAUCUUAGUGAAGGGGUUGCAGAGACAGGAAUACAGAGGCUACGACUCUGCAGGUAUUGGGAUUGAGGGUUCCAACAGCAUCGAUGAUCCCUACAUGAUGACCUUAAUCAAAAUGCCUGGCAAGGUGAAGGCACUUGAGGAUGAAAUCCAGAGGAACGCAGGGCAGCUGGACUUCAGUAGAGUAUUUGACCUUCACGUUGGCAUUGCUCAUACUCGCUGGGCCACCCAUGGCGCUCCCAGUGUGGUAAAUUGUCAUCCCCAAAGGAGCGACACUAAUAAUGAAUUCAUUGUUGUACACAAUGGAAUCAUCACCAAUUAUAAAGAGGUCAAGGUAUAUCUGGAAAAGAAAAACUGCGUGUUUGAGUCCGAAACAGACACAGAAGUGAUUUCCAAGCUUGUGAAGUACUACUAUGACCGACACCAAAACAUGAGCUUCCGGCAGCUUGUAGAGCAUGUCAUUCAGCAGCUGGAAGGAGCCUUUUCGCUUGUCUUCAUGAGCAGUCACUACCCAGGGGAGCUGGUUGCCAGCCGUCGAGGCAGUCCUCUGAUAGUGGGAAUCAAGACCAAGGUGAAGCUGGCUUCGGAUCACAUCCCUGUUAUGUACAGUAAAGGACUGGAAGGUGUACAUGUCGAUUCAGAUGAUAAGGUGAGGCGUGGCAGCAGCUUCAACCCCGACCGCCAGAGCCUUGUGAGCAUCAGCGAGGUCCCAGCAACACCGUACGUGAAUGACAACAUCACGCAAGUGACCACGCUUGAAGGUCACGAGGUCGAAUACUUCCUCGCUUCAGAUGCCAGUGCCCUCAUAGAGCACACCAAUCAAAUGAUUUAUUUGGAGGAUGAUGAUGUAGCAGCUGUCAGUGGUGGCAGUCUGACCAUCCACAGACACACCUCAAUGAAGAAAAAGGAUCAAUUUGCCACACGCGAGAUCCAAACUGUUAUGAUGGAGAUGAAACAGAUCAUGAAAGGUUGUUACAGCUCAUUCAUGCAAAAGGAGAUAUUUGAGCAGCCAGAGUCUGUUGUCAACACCAUGAGGGGCCGACUAAUACCCAAAGAUGGGACUGUUGUCUUGGGUGGACUGAAAGAACACAUUACUGAGAUAAGACGCUGCCGUCGUCUGAUUUUCAUUGCUUGUGGUACUAGUUAUCACAGCGCCCUAGCUACGAGGCAGCUGCUGGAGGAGCUCACUGAGCUUCCCGUUAUGGUGGAGCUGGCGUCGGACUUCCUCGACCGCAACACUCCCGUCUUCCGCGACGACGUCUGCUUCUUCAUCUCACAGUCGGGAGAGACGGCUGAUACACUGAUGGCCCUACGCUAUUGCAAGCGCCAGGGGGCUCUUGCAGUCGGCAUCACCAACACUGUCGGCUCCAGUAUAUCUCGUGAGACUCACUGUGGUAUUCACAUAAAUGCUGGGCCAGAGAUUGGCGUAGCAAGUACAAAGGCGUACACAAGUCAGAUCAUCUCUCUCGUCAUGUUUGGACUGAUGAUAUGUGAAGACCGCAUCUCCCUGCAGCCUCGCAGGCAGGAAAUCAUAGAAGCACUUGGAGAACUCCCAGAUCAAAUCAGAGAAGUGCUGAAAACCGAUGAGAGAGUCAAGGUGCUUGCCGAAGAACUCUACGAUAAGAAAUCUCUCCUCAUCAUGGGUCGAGGCUUCAACUUCGCUACCUGCCUAGAGGGGGCACUCAAAAUCAAGGAGUUGACGUAUAUGCACUCGGAGGGUAUCUUGGCAGGAGAGCUGAAACAUGGACCCCUUGCACUCGUCGAUUCCAAUAUGCCUUUGAUGAUGGUGAUAACGCGCGACCAAGUGUACUCGAAAUGCAUGAACGCACUGCUGCAAGUGACGGCGCGCGGCGGCCGCCCGAUCAUCAUCCUGGAGAAGGACGACGACGAGACGAAGAAGCACGUGGAGAAGAUGCGAUACAUCGAGGUGCCGCACACCGUCGACUGCCUUAGCAGCAUCCUCACCACCAUCCCGCUACAGCUGCUCUCGUACCACAUCGCCGUUCUGAAGAAGUGCGACGUGGAUUGCCCAAGAAACCUAGCAAAGUCUGUGACAGUGGAGUAAAACAUUAAACAUUUAGAAGAGGUUAGGUGGGCCAAUAGUAUAAGAAAAGCAGGGUAUCAACUGCCAUGUACAGUGAUAAAUUUUCAAGGUUAUUUUUUGGAAGUAUUUUGUUAUUUAUAUUUAAAAAUCAUGUGAAAUAAUUUGGUUGUUAGGUGGUACGAAAUUAGGCUUCUUCGUCCAAUUCCUGUUAGUAGAGUGAAAAACAGAAUUCUCCAAUAAUCUCUUCUGUAGCAAAAAUGUAGCUAAACAGAGGUCAAGGAGACAUAGGCCUUAUCUGCUAUAAUAACUGUAACAGUAAGCAUAGUAGGUAUCUGUAGCAAAAGUUACAAAUUACAUUUACGAGUUUGUAGACGGCAUAAUAAUAACAACAUUCCAAUUAUCGUUUUACAGCUUUAUUCCAGUUCACCGACAGUGUACAUUUGGAUUACUCAUUUAAACAUGUUGUGAUUAUAUGGUGGUAUGGACGAUUCAUAUAAUCAUAGAUAUAUAUACCAAAAUUGGUUGGUAUAUAUAUCUAUGAUAUAAUAUACACACUACACACAAUAUGAGCUGGCCCACGUUUCAUCUGAAGUAGUAAUCACUGUGCAGAAUGAUUACAAUAAUUAUACAUAGAUCAGAUUGUUUCUUUCAACAGCAUGUUAGCUAUUAACUUUGAAAAGCAGAAGGACAAUCAAGCAUAAGACAGAUCUGUGGCACUUAUGUAUGACUGGACGUUUGAAUGCAGUUGCAGUGUAUAAUCAAAUAUGUUUUUGUUAGUUCAAAGAAGUGCACAAUGUAGAGAAAUACAUCCAAAGUGCCUUAAUUAAUAUAAUAUAUAUAUAUCUCUAUUGUUGUCAUUUAUUUAAAUAUUUUUGACUUAUUCUGGGCACAGGCUAUAUACCGUUUUAAUGCCUUUUACUACUAGCAUCCGUUUAACCAGCAACAGAAUAAUCAUGCCUUUGACAGUGCGUUUAUUAUAGUGGUAGGGACUUCUUACUAUGGGUGGUAUUCCUUAUACAUUAAUUCCGUUUCCAGCACUUUAACGUAGCAGGUUCAUGUACAACUUUUCUGAUAUACACACACAUA
Messenger RNA from Priapulus caudatus, 3349 nucleotides. Its product is annotated as glutamine--fructose-6-phosphate aminotransferase [isomerizing] 2-like. The transcript is spliced from 19 exons. NCBI's taxonomy places the organism in Eukaryota, Metazoa, Priapulida, Priapulimorpha, Priapulimorphida, Priapulidae. The coding region runs from base 161 to 2284 and encodes 707 amino acids. Gene Ontology annotation, biological process: carbohydrate derivative biosynthetic process; UDP-N-acetylglucosamine metabolic process; protein N-linked glycosylation. The record is from RefSeq and is a predicted model, not a curated record. Gene Ontology annotation, molecular function: L-glutamine:D-fructose-6-phosphate transaminase (isomerizing) activity; carbohydrate derivative binding.